Marchantia polymorpha subsp. ruderalis is the source of this 2308-nucleotide messenger RNA. Lineage: Eukaryota; Viridiplantae; Streptophyta; Marchantiopsida; Marchantiales; Marchantiaceae. The record is from the annotation of a GenBank genome assembly.
UCCCGGUCGACGAGAGCUGAAAGUGUCUAUGGAAGACUGAAUUUGGGACAGGAAUUGCGUGGCUUUGUGCGAUCGGAUUUGGUCGUGAUCUGCAUCCGAUCUGGAAGCGUCGCGAUGGGUAAGAAGCAGAAGAAAGCGGGAGCAGGGAAGGAGAAGACGCUGAGAAAAACAGCGAAAUCUGAAGAGAAACAGAGGAAGAGGGAGGAUAAAAAGUUGAAAGAAGAAGAUGACAUCGAUGCAAUUCUUGCUAAAAUUCAGAAGGAAGAUUCUAAGAAGGUAGCCGUGCACAUUGAUGAGAAUGUUCCGGCCCCUUCUCCUCGUUGUAAUGCUUCGGUGACUAUUAAUCCCACGAAGGACAAUGAAUUGAUCAUUUACGGAGGUGAAUAUUAUAACGGUGUGAAGACUUUUGUUUAUGGCGAUCUUUACAGGUAUAAUGCAGAAAAGGCUGAGUGGAAACAUGUAUCGAGUCCGAACAGUCCGCCACCUCGGAGCGCCCAUCAAGCCGUUGCCUGGAAGAAUAACCUCUUCAUUUUUGGAGGGGAGUUCACCUCGCCAAAUCAGGAAAAGUUCCACCAUUAUAAGGAUUUAUGGAAAUUCGAUUUGACGACCAACACCUGGGAACAGCUGAAUUUAAAGGGUGCCCCAAGUCCUCGAUCCGGUCAUCGUAUGAUCAUGUACAAACAUAAGAUAAUAUUAUUUGGCGGCUUUUAUGACACACUUAGAGAAGUCAGGUAUUUCAACGACUUAUAUGUAUUGGAUCUUGAUGACUACAAGUGGCAAGAAGUCAAGCCAACUCCAGGCCAACUUUGGCCAAGUGCAAGAAGUGCCUUCCAAUUCGCGGCAACGGGUGAUGAGAUAUUUAUGUAUGGAGGAUACUUCAAAGACCACACCAGUGUUGAUAAGGAAGUUAGCGAGAAGGGAGUCGUACUCGCAGACAUGUGGAGUUUGGAUCCGCGGACGUUCGAGUGGAACAAGGUGAAGAAGAUCGGGCUGCCCCCAGGACCCCGCGCUGGGUUCUCGAUGUGUGUGCACAAAAAGCGUGUCGUGUUUUUUGGUGGGGUUGUGGACAGUGAAGAUACAGGUGAUCUUAUGAGGAGCAUAUUCCUGAAUGAAAUGUAUGGAUUUCAAAUGGAUAAUCGUCGAUGGUAUCCGAUGGAGUUGCGAAAAGCAAAAGUAGCGAAGCCCAAGACCAGAGGACGGGGUGGUAAAAGCUCUGGCCCAAGCCUGAGUGAUCAGCCCGGUUCAGACACUCUUGCGAAAGUUGAGGAAACUGCAGAAGUUGCAGAUAUGGACAUCGACGAAAAGGCCGAGUUGGCCGAGCAGAUGAAAGGAACUCUCUUACAGGAGAAUGACAGUGUCGAAGAUGAGAUUGUAAGACCUUGUGGGCGUAUCAACGCUUCAAUGGUUGUUGGGAAGGACACUUUAUAUCUCUAUGGUGGUAUGAUGGAGAUUGGUGAUCGAGAGAUAACUUUGGAUGACUUGUACACGUUGGACUUGAACAAAUUGGAUUCGUGGAAAUGUUUAAUAGAGGCAACCGAAGCUGAUUGGGUAGAGGAGGAGGACGAUGAUGACGACGAAGACGACGAGGAUGAUGAUGAAGAUGAUGAAGAAGACGAUGAUGAUGAGGACGACGAUGAUGAAAUGGCCGAGACGGACAAGGCCGAGAGCUCUGCUGCACCAUCAGCGGCUGAGGCUGCGGCCGCCGUGUUGAGAGGAGGGGGGAAGAAAUUAUCUCGAAAGCAGCGCAAAGCAGAGAUCGAUCGGAUUCGAGCAGAGCUUGGUCUUGCUGAUGCUCAACGCACGCCCUUGGCUGGUGAGACUCUUAGAGACUUCUUCAACAGGACUCUCAUGUAUUGGCAGGAAGCAGCAUAUGCUCACACGCAACAUACGGGCAAGGAGUUGCGAAAGGAUGGAUUCGAUCUGGCAGAGUCGAGAUAUAAAGAACUGAAACCAGUACUUGAUGAGUUGGAAAAGUUGGAGAAGGAUCAAAAGGCAGAGGAAGAGGAGGAUGCUUCUCGACUGCUUUCGAUGAAGAAAUCGAAAGAAAAAGCGAAGGCUGGUUCACGCCGUUGAUGGGGGAUUUGGAUUCGGAUUCGGACAGCGUAGUUGGAUUUAGAUUAGGGUGCGAGAGCGGGAUUUUGUUGUUGUAGAGUGAAAUUAAAAGGCUGGUAGUAUGUUGAUUCCAGAGGUGUUGCUGCCUGCUGUUAGAAUUCCACCUUUCGUAAAAAGGGGCGGGAGCAAGUUGGUUAUUUUUCUCGAGGACGUCGUCCUGUUCACAACGUAUAAUAUUGUAUACAAGCAUCGGAGA